UCACAGACUCCUGCUAUAUGAAGACAAGUAGCUUUCAGCAAGACUGUGACCCAGCUCAGUCACAGCGAAGCUCUUGACUGCAGACAGCUCUGUAGGAACACUCGAAGUGGUUCUGGUUGGACUCUGAGUAUCUACAACAUGCGGACCCCACCGCCGAUGAUCAUCGGGAUUGUCAGUGCUCCUGUCGGGCUGGUCUUGGUGUUUGUAGCUGUCUUGACCCCGCAGUGGCGCCAGGGGCCCAUUAACUUGGGGAAACACACAGCCGUAAAGUCUGAUGGUCUGUGGGAGUCGUGCCUGGAACUGCAAGACACUAAACAGUGCUGGCCGGUGACCACAGUGUACCAGCGGGACGAGAUUGUGCAGUGGUCCAGGGCCCUCAUGCUGAGCUCCCUCCUGGUAUGUGGAAUGGGGAUCAUUGUGGCCAGUGUAGGGAUACGCUGUUGGAUGGACUUUCCCCUUCGAAAUGUAGCUGGGGCCAGUGGAGUUGUCAUUAUCCUGGCUGGAUCUCUGUGCAUCACCCCACUCACUCUCUACAUGACCUCCAUGCAGAAAAUCAACCCCGACACUCACACCCAGUAUCAGAGUGGGAGCUCGCUGUACUUUGGUUGGGCGGGAAGUUGUAUUGAGAUCUUUGGAGGAAUAGCCCUUGCCCUGAGCUUCACCUGUCCAACGUUUCAGAGAUGCAGAGAGUCAGGACAAAAUGCUAAAAGAUCCUAUGAGCUCAUCAGUUAUAAAAAUAUUGGCGAUGGGAAAGAAAAGACCAAUGGAUUCCAAUCGGCCAAGCUAGACCACAACAAGAGUGAGAGAUCCCAGACUGGGGGAGGGACGGCGCACAUCCAGGAGCACGCUCCCUUUGAGGCGGAGGCAGCCAAGGUGGCAAGGGAGGACAAGGGUUGCUCCUGUGACAAAGUUUUCCCCAGAUACAGGCUGCAGCUGCCUUCCCUGACCAUGACUGUUCCAUUUGCAGCCCAGUACCAAGUCAGCCAUCCCCAGGGCCACCAGCUCUCUGCUUACCGCAGCAGGGUGCCCACCGCCUCAGAGCAGGGCAAGAAUAAGUUGGUCUGCAGCCAUGCUUUAAACCUCGUAUGGGUGGAGUACAAACCUGAUAUGGAUUCCAUUAUCUGGAUGCUGGCACCAAAGCACUUUUCCUUUGUGGCUGUGAAGGAACUGAUUGAGGAAGAGCAGGAGACAAAGACCAAUAACAAUCAGAAUCAGAUGACAUAA
Molecule: messenger RNA, 1224 nt
Organism: Carcharodon carcharias (great white shark)
Lineage: Eukaryota; Metazoa; Chordata; Chondrichthyes; Lamniformes; Lamnidae
Gene: cldn23l
Product: claudin 23-like
Exons: 7
Coding region: 139-1224 (361 amino acids)
Biological process (GO): cell adhesion; bicellular tight junction assembly
Cellular component (GO): bicellular tight junction; plasma membrane
Molecular function (GO): structural molecule activity
Source: RefSeq, a predicted model, not a curated record